CAAGGCAAAUUCGUCUUUUCUGCUUCUUCCAUCAAACAAAAUAACUUCUCAAGUCCUCAGCCGCCACCACCACCUUUCCACCCUCCCUCUUCCUCUAGUCUCGGAUUUCCUUCCUCUUUAUGUAACAUUAGUGUCUUCUUUAUUGCGCCCUCUUUCCGUCAUCAUGGAUAUGGAUCAUCUCAUCGGGCAGCGUUUCAACCUCAUCUCAAAAAGUGAAAUUCGCUAUGUCGGUACUCUCCACGAGAUAAAUCCUGAACAGUCCACAAUUGCCUUGGAAAAUGUCUUCUCCUUUGGUACCGAAGACCGUAAAGUCGAAAAAUUCAUCCCUCCCUCACAACAGAAAUAUGGCUUCAUUGUCUUUCGCGGAAGCGACGUCAAGGAUAUCAAGAUUGCUGAAGAUGAACCGUUACAACCGUCGCCUCCUCAGAGCAUGCCGAAUGACCCUGCCAUCUUGAAUGCGUCGCGACCGGGUCCUCCUCCACCAGGCCUUCCACGCGAUGGUCCUUUUUCUCCUCCAGAAUACCCUCACCCUCCUCCUUUUGGUGGUUACUACCCUCCCAAUCAAUUCGGUAGAGGCUAUGGCCCGCCGCCGGGAGCCUUUGGCCCUGGCCCCGGAUUCCCACCUUAUGGGCCUCCGCCUCCUGGGUAUUUUGGCCCUCCUCCUCCCGGCCAGGGUUUCCCGCCAGGGCCUGGCCCUCACCCCUUUCCACAACACUCUCAACCUCCGAUCGGUCCUCCAGGGCUGCGCGGCAAUGUACCGCCACCUGCUCCACAGUCACAACCUCCCCCUGACUCCGCUGCGCCCGCAGUACCACCUGCUUCGAACUUGACGUCCGAACUGCCGGGUAGUAAUAAGGCCCCAGAAUCAACUUCUUCUCCUCCUCUCCCCAAGGAAACACAACCCUCCACGUCGCUUUCGUCACAAUUGUCUCAUGCCCAGGUCGCUGCUAAGGCUGCUCCAACAGCUGCUCCUGCGCCAGCAGCAGCAGCGGCUGCGGUGGUGGCGCCUCCCAAAGCUGUCCCUACAGGGCCAAAGAACAACCGUGUCACUCCCGCAGUCCCUCUCACAGUGAACCAGAAAUCCUUCACACCCCCAGUUCCCGUGGCGCCGGAGAUUUCGGCAACGAAUGGCGCCGGUGCGAAACCCCACAAACCUGCGCCCUCGCAAGCUGCCAUGGAUGAGGCAGCGCGACAAGCAAAGGAAGCCGUGGCAGCAGCCAUGGCAAAAUUGAACCCUCAGGCAGCUGCGGCACAGACCAAACAGACCCCUUCAACAGCAGCCGUAGAUGCUCUGACAAAAAAGGUGGCAGAAAUGUCUACGUCAACCACGAGCAACGGGGCGGCGCGUGGGGGUAGGGGAGGGUUCAGAGGUGGGCGAGGAAGCAAUUACCACCGUGGCGGUGGCCAGAAGAAGAUGGAAAUCCCCAAGUCCGACUUUGACUUUGAAUCCGCCAAUGCGAAGUUCAACAAGGAGGACCUCAUCAAAGAAGCGAUUGCUUCAGGAUCACCCCUUGAAGAAAAUCCAGUACCGGAAGAAGACAUCGGAGAAACAGGGAAACCCACUCCGACGAGAAAAGACAGCCUCCCCACGGCUGGCCCUGCGUACAACAGAUCAACUUCGUUCUUUGACAACAUCUCAUCGGAAGCCAAGGACCGAGAAGAAGGCAACGACGGCCGCGCGCAUGGCAGACAGGUGCGAAGCGAAGAGUUCAAGAAAAACAUCGAGACGUUUGGGCAAGGGAAUGUUGAUGGAGGUUACCGCGGGCGCGGCCGAGGAGGUGGGUAUGGUCGCGGAAGACAAUACGGUGGGACAUAUCGAGGCGGUUAUAACAACCGUGGAUAUGGUGGAUACAAUUAUCGUGGCAAUCGGGGACGAGGCGGGCAGGGACAGGGACAAGGGCAGACACAGGUCCAGACUGGUCAAGCUGCUGCGCAGAACUAGAUCACAAGGACCGUCUCUUUUUCUUUUCUCAUCAUACAUGCUACGAAAGGGCGGCACAAAUGUUAUCACCACGUCUUGAGUUGUUAAGCAUUGUCAUGCCUCGCAGGGGAGUUGGGAAGGAUCUGGACUAGGACGAUCAUGGAUCCAGAUGGGAGGAACGCACUCUUCACAGCGGGACGGGAUGGUAUGCAUGCUGAAAUGAAGAUAUGCUGGUCAUGGCUGUGAUCAUGAGUGAAACGCCGCUUCAUGAAGGACGAGUGGCGGCCGGGUCAGUUGGUUAACACCAGCAAUUCAAGCCAUGUAUGGAGCGAGAUGGAUUUUGCUGCGAUUGAUUGAUUGCAUGGCUGCCCGAGGGGGAUACAGCCUGAUAUGGACUCUGCAGAAGACCAAUCGAAACCCAAGCUGAAGUGGCCUGGACUGAUUACACAUGCAAAUUGCACCCUUGGCCCGCCUUUCCUGCUUCGUAUAUUGCACUCUGCGAAGCGCAAUUGCGGCUUAGUGAGCUUGUCAGCCCAGCGGACUCGGGGCGGGCACAAUAACGUGUUCGCUGUCGCCAGAAUGAAUGUUCUUUGGC
This is a messenger RNA of Cladophialophora immunda, 2516 nucleotides long. RefSeq lists its product as uncharacterized. The transcript is spliced from 3 exons. The coding region runs from base 164 to 1942 and encodes 592 amino acids. Lineage: Eukaryota; Fungi; Ascomycota; Eurotiomycetes; Chaetothyriales; Herpotrichiellaceae. The record is from RefSeq and is a predicted model, not a curated record. Gene Ontology annotation, cellular component: P-body. Gene Ontology annotation, molecular function: mRNA binding. Gene Ontology annotation, biological process: P-body assembly; cytoplasmic stress granule assembly.